UGAACAAGUAGAAAGACCGUGCAUGCUGAUAGACACUUGUCAGUAUGACGCUGGGACCACACCACGCGUUGCCCCUUGAGCUCCGCAGUGUCAAUGCAAAGCCCUUGGAGCGAUAUGUCCGCGAAAGAAUCACAGCAUUCUCUGGAGAGAAGGCAUUUGCCCAGCGUCUGCAUCUGUCGCCCAGCGUCGUUCAGAAUGCUGCAGUCGAGACACUGGCAGAGCUCUCCGUGGAAGGGAAUUGGAGUCCUGCAGCAGCCCAGUGUGGACUUGUGUUCCGCCACGACUGCAUGAGCCUGGGCUGCUUGGACCUGGACUGCAAUCUGUGCAAGCAGACGCCGCACCGCCGGUGUACAUCCACAUUUGCCGGCAAGUACCUGUCGGGCGAUGUCCUCAAGGCAAAAUGUGGAGCUCGCAUCCGCUUGGAGGUCAUCGACAGGAGGACUGGGGACUCUGUGCCCGCGCAUGUCCUCAGGGACACACAGGUGGAGAUCUGCAUCCUGGAUGGCAGGCUCUUUGAGGAGCAGAAUGCAGACGUGGAAUCUGAGGAGGUGCUGGAGAGCUGCACUCUGCUGACCAGCAACGCAGGCAAAUCGCUGCUUGGCCCUGGGCCAGACGAGGAGCUCAGCUCUGAGAAUAAGAUCCUAUCCAAGCUGAUUGACGGACAGGCGGAGGUGCAGUGCAGCAUCGUGGGGUCGUCCAUAGCGCUGCUGACGGGGCAGAAGCCGCCGUUCCGGCUGCUUGCGCGCGCCGUGCGCGGCUCCACCGGCGAGCGCCUGCCGCACAUCAAGCCAGCGGUCAGCGACGCAUUCGUUGUCGCCACGCAGCGCGUGAAGACCGCGCAGAAGCCGGAUAUCCCGCACAUAGAGGAGCAUGUGAGCAAGGUGGAGUGCGUGGGCCUGCAGACACAGCAGAAGCUGCUGGACAUCAAGGCCGCUGCCACAGCCGUGGGCAUCCACAACCUAUCAGUCGUGCACAACAGCGUCACCACUGUGGGGCAAUUCAAGGAGCUGGUGGAGAGCGCGGAGAAGGACCAGCCGCUGCAGGAGUCGCUGCGCAAGGCGCUGAAUCUGACGGCCAAGGGUUGGGAUGGCGCGCGCAAGCACGCGCUGAGAGCGGUCACCACCGACAACCGGAUGCGCAUCUGGACCGCUGACGACUCGCUCUCCACGGGCCUCCUCUUCCGCUGCAACCUCGGUCGCAUCCUCAUCGACGCCCCCGUUGGGCUGCUGCAGAAGGUGGGCAUGGAGGGGCCGGAGCAGGUGAGGAUGGAGGCCACGCUGGCAUCACUGCAGGACCCAUUCGAGGGGCGAUUCGCGGCGCAGCUGCAGCAGCGGGCGGCCGAGUCCUGGCAGCGGCCCGGCCACCCCGGCUGGUGCAUCUGGGGCAUGGACAGCGAGGGGUUUGUCACCGAGCUCAAGCUGCAGCGCGGUCGCGUGCACAUCGUCGUCCCCGUUCCCCCGACCUCCCACUCCCGCUCCAGCCUCCUGCCCCACGGGCCGGGGGACGAGCCGCUGGCAGGCAUUCCUCUGCAGCAGCUGGGAGUUCGACUGGGUGAGGGCCAGGUGCCGUCGCCCCCGCAAGUGCUGGCGCAAGCCAGCCAGCCGCCGGUGGAGGCCGAGCGCGCCGACAGCUUUGCCUUCUCUUCCCGACCGCUGCCCUCACAGAUGCUGCCAAUUGGGCGGCCGCCGCUGCCGAGGCCGCCGCCGCUGCCGCACAACCCGGCGAUCGACGGCUUCCGCGUGCCUGACCCACCACGCGUGGAAGCACAAGGCAAGCUCUGCGCGCACAUCGACAGCUCGCAGAUGCUACCGUCGCCGUUUGACAACUUGCAGGGUGGCGCUGCUUCGGUGCCCAGCAUCCCCAGCUCCAUGCAGUACUCAACGCCCCCAUCCCCCCUCGGAGCCGGCGCAUCUGCUGGGCUGCCCGGGCUGCCCUCCUUGCUGCCCAUGAUGGACACCUCCGAGGUGGACCACCUGCUCGGACUGCAGCGGCGCCUCUAUGGCGAGAGUGAGGCGUCGCUGCCCACGCUGCUGAGCAAGCUGUCGGGUCUGUUCGGGGCGGCGCCGGCGGGAGGCAACGGCCUCUUCCAGGUGCCCAGCCUUCCGCGGCUGCCACAGGCGCCCGAUCAGGACGCGCCGGGCCCCGCCGCAGCUUCCACCAGCGGCCCAGCAGCUCCCAGCAGCCAGGCAGCUUCCGCCUCGGGUGCGCCCGCCGAGCCGUCCAACGGCGGCGUCUGGCGCACCUUCAGCGACAUGAUGCAGUACCCGGCCCCCUGGAAGGACAUGCCACCGGAGACGCGGGGGAUGAUGAAGCGCAUGAGCGGACGAGUCAGCGGGCUGCUGGAUGACCUCAGCGACGCCAUGUCACUCCUCACCGACAUCAUGCCCUCCAAAGCCUCCGAGCUGGCGUUAGGGGAAGGGGAGGACAAACGGCCGGAGCUACAGCCGCCGAGAGCGGCAGCCGCCGCAUCUCCCGGUGCGCCGCCAGCGCCGGCCGCCGCCCCCGGGAAGCUUCAGCCGGCUACGCCGCUGACAAAUGGCGUCGGAAGCGGCAAGAAGCGCAAGGCCCUGGAGGCCGCCGGAGUGAAAGCCGGCGACAGCGCCGCACAGAAUUCCCGGUCAAAGCGGUGA
This is a messenger RNA of Coccomyxa subellipsoidea C-169, 2630 nucleotides long. RefSeq lists its product as hypothetical. Gene Ontology annotation, molecular function: DNA-binding transcription factor activity; calmodulin binding; sequence-specific DNA binding. Bases 45 to 2630 code for a protein of 861 amino acids. NCBI's taxonomy places the organism in Eukaryota, Viridiplantae, Chlorophyta, Trebouxiophyceae, Coccomyxaceae. Gene Ontology annotation, cellular component: nucleus. Gene Ontology annotation, biological process: regulation of salicylic acid biosynthetic process. The transcript is spliced from 15 exons. The record is from RefSeq and is a predicted model, not a curated record.